UCUCCAGGGCAACCGGGAAGCUGCACAAGAAUGCUUUCAGAGAUCCGUUUUUGUCACUUCGAAAAUGGCUCAUGAUGUGUUGAAGGCUGCGCGUAACUUGGGCGUGGACUGUAUCGUUGCGCCCUACGAGGCGGAUGCUCAGUUGGCCUACCUCAAUCGAGCAGGCUACGCAGAUCUGGUGAUAACGGAGGAUUCGGACCUGCUUCUUUUCGGUUGUAGACAGGUUAUUUUCAAACUGGAUCUCACUGGCGCCGGUGUUUUGGUUGCCGUAACCGCUGGAAUUGGGGAACUAUGUUGUGGCAUGCGUCCCAAUCAAUUCACCGACAACACGUUGCGCUACAUGGGUAUCCUAUCCGGAUGUGACUACUUCUCCGGAAUUCCCGGCAUUGGUCUAGCCACCGCUGCCAAGAUUCUUCGUCAGACUAGGUUGUCCGAUUUCCGGGAGCUAUUGUCCAAACUGGGUUUGUAUACAAAUCUCUCUCCGGCCGCGUUGGCUGCCUCCGUUCCCACUGCAUCGUUAGCAGAGAAAUCAUCAGUGGCCACCUCUAGGAGCGGCGGGAGAAACGGGGCCGCCACGAAGCGACUACAAUCCUCGCUGAUUGAUGCGGCUGUUCGUGCAGAGCGGACGUUUCGUUUGCAGGUUGUGUUCGACCCACUCACACGAACCCAACGUCGACUCACCGAACCGACUCAGGAAGACAUGGCCGACGAAGUUCGAAUGUUGUCCGGUGAAGACGCAAAUACUUUGGUGAACAAGGAGAAUCUGUUCACUUUUGCUGGGGAAAUUAACCCGGACAACUCAAAGGCAUUCCAACUGGCGCUGGGUAACCUGGAUUUUCACGACGACACAGUCUGGGAUACAUUUGAUCCGGAUACGCCAUCGUCGACCACACACCAUGGUCUGCAGAAACCGCGAUCCGAGGGUAGUCUUCUCAGCCAUUUCAGUAGACCCAUCCUCACGGAUAACGGUGAUUCGCCAUCCUCAGUUCGGCCUGUGUUAGGUCAACUCGGAUCAAACGGCCACACGGCGGUCGGUGCACUCAAACGACCGAGCAAAGAUCGUCUCCGGAUGAGCAUUUGGGAUAGGAAUUUCUCUACUCAGAAAGUUUGGAUCCACCGACGGUUGAACGACGGUGACAACAAGCCCUCGGUUCACUGUCUAACUGUUUCCACUGUCAACCCGCUCAAAGAACUACCUACGGUUCGCAGUGCCGAAACGAUCGAUACACAGUGGUCGGAGGAUUUCGAGACCAGUGCAACAAUAUCACCGAGAGCCAGCAAUACGCGAAUGAUGCCUGCAACACAUGGCAAACAACUGUUCGUCUCCACUACCAUUCUGCAUAACCUCAACAGGGUCAUCAAACGGACCAGUGAUUCCUCACCUCCACAACCUGCCCCGAAACGAUCGACUAUAGUUUCCUCCACAUCUCCGGUUGAUAUGCACGAAGUAGAUUCGACCUCAGAAAUCUUACAAACCUACAGAGCUUCUUUCGAGAGUACAGCUACUCCUGCACCUCAGCUACCUGAUCGGAGUAGGCUCUGUUCCACAGUUCUUUCGUGUUCCAAUUAUUUUCCUCCAAAACGGCUGCAGCUAAAUUCUUCGGUACUCGAUAGCCCUGUUGCUAAAGAUGAUGACGUCGCAUGUGCUCUUCAGACGGCCGUGGACGAGGAUAAACCAGAUCAUGUUGAUACAGCCCCUAGAAGCCCAGUUUUUCAUCGAAAUCCGUUUGGCCUCAAUGCUCAGAUGGUAAGAUGUGACACUGGGACUUCCUCUGCAGAGACUGUUCUCCUUACACCUCCAUCUCAAGAGAACGUGCAACCACCGACGCUUUCGUCUUUCAUCAGCCCGUCGACAUCUCCUCCCUCCUGCGGUAGUCGCACUACUCCGCGAUCAAAAUCCAGUCCUACAUACCAAUCCCCGACUUUCUCUAAUCGACUUCCCACCAGAAUCGUAUUGAACACGUCACCUGUAUUCGCGUCGGAUCUCACAAAGUCCUCCACGCCACCACCACCAUCCUCUCCUUCACCAGAUGACGAUUCCGCCGAGUUCUCACCCAACUUUUUAAAUUCCCACCUCUCUCAGGCAAUAGCUUCAUCACGACCGAACACACGAACCUCUCCCAUGUUCCAUGGCAAAUCCGCACUAGAUUGUCCCGGCUCUCUUUCUGUCUCCUCAUCUAUUGAGCGAUUCAAAUGUUCUCCCGUUAACGUCCCCAGUCCAGUCCGCACGCACUCUACUUCCAUUCCGUCCGGUGGCAAACGGCCUCUAUCCAAGACUGCACCAAAACGUAGUUCUGCCAACCCUGUGCGUCCAAUUGCUGGGGCCAACCGUACUUUGAACGACUACUUUCGCCAGUGGCAAUUUAAAGACGCUGAUAAUUGACCAGAUCUUCGGUUUAGGCAAGAACAUUUAGUGUUUUCUUCUGAAUCACAGAUUAUUUGAAAAA
Messenger RNA from Opisthorchis viverrini, 2447 nucleotides. RefSeq lists its product as hypothetical. NCBI's taxonomy places the organism in Eukaryota, Metazoa, Platyhelminthes, Trematoda, Opisthorchiida, Opisthorchiidae. The record is from RefSeq and is a predicted model, not a curated record. The coding region runs from base 65 to 2383 and encodes 772 amino acids. The transcript is spliced from 10 exons. Gene Ontology annotation, biological process: DNA recombination; mismatch repair. Gene Ontology annotation, molecular function: DNA binding; 5'-flap endonuclease activity; 5'-3' DNA exonuclease activity. Gene Ontology annotation, cellular component: nucleus.